AGCCCCUUAUAUAUUUUUGGAACUAAAAGGUCGAAUUAUUGCAUUUUAUUGUUUCUCCUUUUCUCUCUCUUUCUUUUCUUUAUUUAUUAGUUUAUUUUAUUCAUGUGGAAUAUUUCACACUUUUUUGGAGAUUCAAAAUGGACACGUGCCAUUUUUUUAACAAUACUUUUACAAGCAAUAUUAGCCAUCUUAUUUGAAGCUAUUAUAUUUCAAAACCAUGCAAAUCAAAUCAAUAUUAUUAAUGAAGAACGUUUAAAUCAAAAAGCGUUUGGACAGGCACUCUUCACUGCUUAUUCAAAUGCACGUUCAUUAUUAGUUUAUUUUGCUCUUUUUAUUAUAGCCCAAUUAUUUACAGUCGUUUUAAUAUUAGAUGCGAUAUAUCAAAAAAAUACAAUCCAAUUAAUUGCGCUGGUCGUAUUUGAAUUGGGUAUGAGUGCUUAUACAAUUAUUCAAUAUCAUCAAUCUUCAACUUUGUUCAGUAAUACAGAGGAUCCUAGUGUUAGUCUUGUUAUCGCCUUUUUGGGUGACACCUAUCAUGCUUCUCGUUGGGCGGAGAUUACACAGAUUUGUGUGAUGCUCAUCUCGUCCAUUCUUUUUACAUUUUUAGCUUAUAAACUAUAUCUUGAAUUUGGCUGGCAAAUAUAUAAAAAAAUUGGAGCAGAUCUAACAAUGAGAGAUCGUUAUAAAAUGUAUCAAAUCUUUAUGAUGCUUUUGAAGUUUGAUUUCUUUUUCUUUUUGGGAUUUUCAAUUCAAUAUUUAGUUUUAUUGAUUGUUGCAUGGUUACCAGAAGCAAUUGAUGCACAAGCUAGAUCCAAUAUAAUUAAAGAAUUAAUAGAACACAUUAUACUCAGUUGCUUAGUAUCCAUUGCUAUGUUGGUUUUUGCUUUUUUCGGGCUACGUCGAGAAUUGAAAUUACAUAUGUAUUUAUUUAUUGUAUUUUCAAUGGCAAGUAUGGCUUAUUUUAUUUAUAUGCUUGUUACUAUAUCUCGAAAUCCAGAAAGAUUCAUAGGAUCUAGAAUUUUUUUAACUUUCUUUUUAUGUGUUGAUAUGGUUCUUAUUUUGGCUUCAGUACCCUCUGCUAUUAUAUGUUUAAGGAAUUUCAAUCAUGGAUUAAUUAAUCAUAUAUCACAUGCUACAUCUCUUACUACUUCCUCUAAUCAUCCUAUGCAUACUACAUCUGCAAAUGGAGUAGAAAAAUAUACAAAUAAUCAAGAAAGAUGGUCUAUAGAAUAGUUUUUUUUUUUUUUUUUUUUUUU
Molecule: messenger RNA, 1256 nt
Organism: Cokeromyces recurvatus
Lineage: Eukaryota; Fungi; Mucoromycota; Mucoromycetes; Mucorales; Mucoraceae
Exons: 8
Coding region: 103-1233 (376 amino acids)
Cellular component (GO): Golgi apparatus
Source: RefSeq, a predicted model, not a curated record